UCGUACCUGCGAAAACAGUGGCACUGUACUUUGUUGCACUUCGUUAUUAUCGUUGAAGAUUGAAUUGAAAAAAUUGAGAAAAUGUUGAUAGACUGAAAAAUUCUGGCCCGGCGUAAACUCAAAACGAGGUCGAGUGUUUUGGAGGCUAAGAAGGUAAAGCGAAACAGUUGGUGAUGUGAAGAGGGGCAAAGGUGUUCGAGUAAAGCCCAAGAUGUUCUGAAAUGGCAAAGCAGCCGCCCCCAAUUUUACAGAGAAAGUCCAAGCUUGAGGCACAUUUGAAAAAUGUCUUAAAUGAACAAAAAUCAAAACUCCAGCAAAAGCAGCAAUUGGAACAUGAGCUUCUUGAAGAUAUUAAAAACUAUAGCAAAACUCGGGCAGCAAUAGAAAAAGAAUAUGGACAGGCAUUGCAAAGAUUAGCUGCACAAUUUUCAGCAAAGUUUAUGCCCAAAGAUAAUGAAUCCAGUGACACAAAGACAUUAGCCAGAACUCCGUUUGGAUUAUGGAGAAAAAUUCUAGAAGAAACAGAUGCAACUGCAAAUUCAAGGCUUGCCAUGUCACAAAACAUUUUAGCAAAUAUUACAGAAAAUGCAAAGACUGUCAAGGCUGCAAGAACAGUUACUACAAAAAAUUGCAACCUGUUGGCUGACAAGCUACAAGAGGAGCUUCAAGAAUCAGUACAAGAGUUAUCAAAAAGUCAUAAAACAUACUCUGAUCUGCAUAAGUUAGCAGUGCAAACAAGGGGUCAAGCUGAAGAUGCAAAUGAGAAACUUAAGAAAGGACAGAUUAAAUUUUUUCAGUCAAAGGCCAAAGCCGAGAAGAAUGUUCAGAAAAUCCAGGAAAGAAAGGAACUAUGCGAGAAACGUGUAACUGUUACAAGAAACGACUAUCUAUUAGAUUUAGCUGCUGUUAACGCCCAUUGCCAAAGAUAUUAUUCUACGGAUCUACCGGAGCUGAUUGCUUUGCAAGAUGGGAAUAUAUACGAAAAAUUUAAAGAUUAUUUCAAAACAUUGACGACUCUCGAAGUGGAAACCUGUUCGCGAAGCGAGAAAGGGAUGCGGGAACUGCGCGAGGAAGCUACACAGCUUCAAAGAGCCCACGCCAUGCAACUCUUCCUUCGCCUAAAUCCGGUUUUUACGAAAUGUUUAAGUUACGAAUUUCAAUCCUCUCAAGGCGACAAAGUGAAAUCACUAUCAGAAGACUUCACGGCUGGUCAUCAUUUGAACAAAGAGGCGCGCAAAUGGACGCUGAGACUGGCAAAGGCACUGAAAACGAUAAGGAAAAAGUCGACCGCCCUGCAAGCACUGGAAAGAGCCAGUGUUGAGUCAGAUAAGGUGAGCCAGGCUGAUGGUAUACCUGUUGAACAAAGCAGAGAUGCCAUAAUGGAAGAUAUUCGGCACGCAGAGAUUAUUAAGAUCAAGGCUGAAGCAAGGAUAGACAUCUUACGAGAAGCAGGAAUCAAUGUGGACGAGUGGCUCCAGAGUGCAAGUGCUGAAAACGGUGACGACGCUGAAGAGGAGAACGAAAACGACGACCAAGAUAAUGAUCAAAGUGAUUUUGAUGAUGAAAUCGAUGAUUGGGAUGAUUUAGAAGAACCGGAUUUCUCUGACGAUGAAGUUUCAUCAAAUUCAAUUCCAAGCCAUAAGGUCCUACAGGCCGUAGCCCUUUAUUCAUUUCAGGCUGCUUCGAACGAAGAGUUGUCAAUCACUGAAAAUGAGGAAUUGGAAAUUAUAGAGACUGAUGUCGAUGGCUGGUGUAAGGGCCGGAACAAGAAUGGGCGUUGUGGAUACCUGCCAGAAGCUUACGUUGAAAUCUGGAAGGAAACCUCGCGAAAUCCUUCUGCUAAUAGUUCCGGAUCCGGAUCAACAUCUUCCGGUAAAAAACCGGUCAUUGCUCCCAAGCCUUCGCUUGAGCCGGCUAAACCAGCAAAUGAACCAGCAGCACUUUUUGUGGCAAAAGCGCUGUACGAUUACGCAGCUAUGGAGGAAGAAGAACUCUCCUUUAAAGAAGGCGACGAGAUUAAUGUAACUAGCACCGACAACAAUGGCGUGGAUGAUGGAUGGUGGGAAGGAUAUGUGAACGGGAGGAAGGGUGUCUUCCCUAGCAUUGUUGUCGAGAGAAUAAAGGAUGCCAGACCUGUCAAUCAAACUUUGUACUCCUCAGACAGAAGGAGGUUGAAUACAGACUCAUUUGCAGCGGUGCAGAAAAGAAAACGAAAAGUGGAGCGAACAAUAAGCGAGUCAUGAGGCUUGGUAUAAAGCUGAAACACUAUGAAGAUUUAUAUGGGAUCACGAGGGGGUUCGUGUUUGGGACAAAUUGGCAAGAAAGGCUGUUAAAAAUUACUACAUUUUUGGAGGAUGCAAGCAUAUUGUAAUGUAUAGUAUUUCUUGAAAUAUAUGAUAAACUGUGGAAAUCGGUGUUACAAAUGAAGUCUAAUUUAAUUCUUGUUAUCAAAUCGUAUAACUGAUUUUUUAAUUGCACUAUACAAGUAGAAAUCUAUUAAUGACGAAUAUUUAGUAGAGAGAGUUUUAUUGUAAAAUAUCUCUCAAGGUCAUCAUAUGGUUUUGUUCGUGGCAUGUUUAUUGUUUUUAUAUCUGUUGCUUCUGACCUUAGUAUAAAAAAAUGGGACGAGCCCAAUGCUUUGACCGCAGAAAUGACAUUGAAUUUGUUAUUUUAUUAAAUUUAAAAUCGCUUUGGAGUGAUGCAAGCAUUUUAAAACAUACUUGUAAACACAUACAUACUUAUUAUAGAAAUCUCUACGGGAGGAAAUAUUUCAUCCUAUUCGUGGAUCGAAAUAGGCCGACCAGAAAUGGAAGAACGUGACUUUGAAAGUUGUCCUGUCGGUGCAGCUUGUCUUUUAAAGAUAUUGCCAUUAGAAUCAAAGUUUCAAAAUGAACUCCUACUGUCUACACAAUAGAGGAUUUUCCAUUUAAUGUAGGUGGAUUCCAAAGCAGCUAGCUUGAACAGCGAUAAGCUCUUCAAAUUAUUCGAAACAUGUUGCCAUUGAAAAUUUAAUUAUUGACCAUUAUUCUGACAUUUUAUACUUUGAGGAGUUUCAGUCGAAAAAAGCUUGAGUAUGUUUUAAAAGGCUUGCUUUUAUCGAAGCCAUUGUUAUUAAAUUCAACAUACAACUUCAAUAUUUUGAAAAGUCGUGUAUUUGUCUGUUUUCCACUUUUGUUAUUAGUUUAAAAACAAUAUGGAUGAAAAUGUAUAAUUUUAUCUGAUGUAAGAAAACAGUCACAAUAAAUUACCCCCUCUCUAUUAAGGGUGCCUGUAAGGCAAAGGGUAAUGCAAAAAUUAGCUUUAAAGGAUUUGUAAAAGGAUUUAAAACGUGGAACUUUGAUUAUAAACGGUUCUGUAAGUGAAAAUGACUCAGAAGGAUUGUAUCGUCAAGGUCAUUGAACGACUGCUGCAGUUAGGGUGAGAAUUUCAUCUUUUCUCGAUUCUUAAUCUUUAGUGGAGGAGGUCAAGCCAGUGACAGCAGAGUGAUAGAUAUUUGACAACCCGUGAAUUAUUUCGACUAAAAUAAGGGUUCCUUAUAAAUGUUCAAAGAAACUGGGCCUUAAAGUCAUUAAACUUUGAUAACAAAACAAUAAUUGAUACAUUAUGCAUAGUAUCUUAUAGCUGUAAAAAUAAAUGAUAUAGAAUAUAGGUGAGGCAUAUUAUUUUUCACUUAAUGAUCCACUCGGUCUGGGUAUGUAGUUCUGAAGUGAUGACGUCACAAAAAUUUAUUUUUAGAAUUUUGAAUUUGGAUCCCAUAACCUUAAAGAGCCUCAUGAAAUACUUCUAAACGCGCAAAAUCAGUCAAUUGUAUUAAGAAUUGGCAGAGAUAUAGCCACAUGUGUAUUGGAUCUUUCCCUAUCAAACCUUUGUUCAUAACAGUGAUUCGUUAGCAAACUUCAAAUCUUUCAUUGCCCAUAUCUCAACCGACUUUAGACAUAUUUGACCAAUUUUGCAUAUUUGAAAGUAUUUCAUGGUUAUAUUUUGUGUUUUGUGGUUUAAAUUCUAAAAUUUUAAUUUCAAAAAUUCUAAAAAUAGGUUUUGGUGGCGUCACAUAGGACAUUAGAGAUCAUAUGAAUUUUGUAGCAGUCACAUUGGCUGAAAACUUACAGACAAUAAAAUGAGAAAGGUUGUCACUUUCCUUGACUCAGUAAAGAUUGCUGUCAAGAACGGGGUGGAAGUGCAACUUCAAUAUGAUUAAACUUCUGCAUGAUGACAAAUGAAAUCAAGAUUUGACUAGGCCAUGUUAGCACAAGUUCAAGGACCAGCAAGACCUGGAGACGCUUGGAAAGCAUUUUGUUCAUUGUGAUAGUUAUGGGGUUAACAGAGAAGACGACAUGUUUGGAAAGGCAGGGUUACAGUUGGGAGACAAUACCUUAAAGAAAUUUAUACCAUUAUUAGAGUCACCCCUUAUUUAACAAAUAUAUUUCAUUCUAAUUACAUGAGAGCUCUUUGUUUUUCAAGUUGCCAAAUUAUUUUUAAGAGACAAGUUAUGUCUGUGAAAGAAGAAUUAUUUUUUUCAGCUUAAUCGCUGUUAUUUUGUUUUGAGCAGGUUUAGAAUUCACAGGUACUUAGGAUAAAAUAACCUGUGUUCCGAAACCAAGCCACUAGAUCUAUUUACUUGGUUUGAGGGGCAAGAGUUAACAUGAAAACUUAGAAGAAUACAUUUCUACCUUUGCAGGAUCGUUCUUUCCUUUAUACCAAAUCUAAAUAUCAUCUUGCAAAAUCAGUUUAUUUAAGACGAUUUAUCUACUAACCUUCUUAAUUUAUGAAAAGGGAAUUUGACAUCAAAUUGAAUAUACACACUCCCCUCCCUAACGGUCGGUUAAAACUAUUGGCCUACAUAAGUUUCCUGCAUGUAAGAAACACAGACACUGAUUUUCAAAAAAAACUUCUUUGAUAAGAAACUGGUGAAGGCCUGAAAAAUGUUUGUUUCUUAUUCAAAAAUUUUCAUAUAACUUGAUCCUUUGAAAAACAGAACAAAACAUUAAUCAUUCUACACUUACUACUCUGUCAGUUACUUGAAUAAAAGGAUAAGUGAGGGUUUACAAUCAUUGACCAUAAGAAUUGUUUGUUCUCAGCUUUCUAGUUUAAUCAAACUGAGCCUGGUCAAAUGAAAAAGGAAUUUUGAAUGCAAACUAAGCAAAAAGCACUUUUCUGGAAUAAUUAUGGCUUUUCCUACAAGUGAAAAAUUACAAAUACAACUCAAAAUAUUAUGGUAUUUUUAUCACAGUAAUUGAGCUUGUAUCUGAGUAGAUGAUCAAUAGUAUAAUAUGGUUUUUCGUAUAAGAAACAUUCUCCUGAUUUGAAGUGUAUAUCUCAUUUUAUCAGAAACGCAUCAGACCUGAAAUAAAAAAAAUUGUUUCCUAAAUGCAGGACAGUACUGUCAUUUUUACUUACGCCUUUUUUGCGAAAAAGUAUAAUCAAAGUUUGGCGGGAAAAUAGAACAAUAGGGCCAGGAAUUAAACAAAAUCAGCAGACAAGCAAGUAAAAAUUCUGUUCUGAGAAAAUAUGCUAGCAAAAUUGUUUUCUAAAGAGGAAAAAAUAUUUUUUUGUGAGCAAUGGUAAAACCACAGAGUAUGGAGGAUGCGGAGCUAGGGGCCAUAAAGUUUUUAAGCCAGGCUGGUCAUUCAUUAAGUGAAAUUGAAAAACAAAUGGGCUACACGAAGUCUACAACGAUAGAAUUUGCAACUUAUGUAAAAAAGCAGUUUACCGGAGAAAAAGUUGAGAAAGACAGGUCAAAAAAGGUUUACUUUUGUUUAAAAGAAUUAUAGCAUGGUUUGCGAAGAAACUUCUCUAUUAAUUUUAAAGGAGUAUGUGGGGGUGAUGUGGGGUGACUAAACUGCAAU
Rhopilema esculentum is the source of this 5846-nucleotide messenger RNA. RefSeq names its product F-BAR and double SH3 domains protein 2. Gene Ontology annotation, biological process: regulation of actin filament polymerization; neuromuscular synaptic transmission. Gene Ontology annotation, molecular function: protein binding. NCBI's taxonomy places the organism in Eukaryota, Metazoa, Cnidaria, Scyphozoa, Rhizostomeae, Rhizostomatidae. The record is from RefSeq and is a predicted model, not a curated record. Gene Ontology annotation, cellular component: recycling endosome; neuromuscular junction.